CCCCUCCCUCUCUCAGCCUGUGGCUCCUCCUUGUCCCUCAGCUCGCGCGCGCUGUCCCGGUCGCGCUCUCUGCCUCGCGCCGCACUGGGAUGUUGACGGCUGCGUCUGGAGGCAGAUCCCGGCUCGGCGAGGCGGCGGCCGGGGGAAGCCAGUGAGGCAGCCACAGCCCCCGCCGUAGCGCCCAGGGAGCGGGCGGACCCUCCCUCUUUCCUCCCCCCCGCCCGUGCGCUAGGCGGAGAGACUGCGAGGAGCCCGGGGUACAACAUGGCGGAGCACUCGGCCCCCGACCACAGGCACAAACCCGCCAACUCCUUGGCGCUGGGGAAUAGCCGGCCCGGGACGGGCAGCGGCUCCUCCGCGGCGGCUGCCGGCGGCCCCCCGGCGGGUGGAGGCGGCCUGUCGGGGGGCCUGUCGCAGCCGGCGGGCUGGCAGUCGCUGCUCUCCUUCACCAUCCUCUUCCUGGCCUGGCUGGCCGGCUUCAGCUCCCGGCUCUUCGCCGUCAUCCGCUUCGAGAGCAUCAUCCACGAGUUCGACCCCUGGUUUAACUAUAGAUCAACACAUCACCUUGCAUCCCAUGGGUUUUAUGAAUUUUUAAAUUGGUUUGAUGAAAGAGCAUGGUAUCCACUGGGAAGAAUAGUAGGUGGAACUGUCUACCCUGGGUUGAUGGUGACAGCAGGCCUUAUACAUUGGAUUUUAAAUAUGCUAAAUGUCACAGUCCACAUAAGAGAUGUAUGUGUAUUCCUAGCACCAGUUUUUAGCGGCCUUACAUCUAUUUCUACUUUUCUGCUCACCAGAGAACUGUGGAACCAAGGAGCAGGGCUUUUAGCUGCCUGUUUUAUUGCUAUAGUUCCAGGUUACAUAUCUCGAUCAGUAGCAGGAUCCUUUGACAAUGAAGGCAUAGCCAUUUUUGCACUGCAGUUCACGUACUAUUUGUGGGUGAAGUCUGUGAAAACUGGGUCAGUCUUUUGGACAAUAUGCUGCUGUCUAUCUUACUUUUAUAUGGUCUCUGCAUGGGGUGGUUAUGUUUUCAUCAUCAACCUUAUUCCACUGCAUGUGUUUGUGCUGCUGUUGAUGCAGAGAUAUAGCCGGAGGGUCUACAUAGCAUAUAGCACUUUCUACAUUGUGGGCUUAAUAUUAUCCAUGCAGAUACCUUUUGUGGGCUUUCAGCCAAUUAGAACAAGUGAGCACAUGGCUGCUGCAGGUGUGUUUGCACUGCUGCAAGCCUAUGCCUUUUUGCAGUAUUUGAGAGACAGACUAACAAAGCAAGAAUUCCAGACCUUGUUCUUCUUGGGUGUGUCACUAGCUGCUGGUGUUGUAUUCCUGAGUGUCAUCUAUUUGACAUAUACAGGUUACAUUGCUCCAUGGAGUGGCAGGUUUUAUUCACUGUGGGACACCGGGUAUGCGAAAAUUCACAUCCCGAUCAUUGCCUCUGUGUCUGAGCAUCAGCCUACAACAUGGGUUUCCUUCUUUUUUGAUCUGCAUAUUCUCGUGUGUACUUUCCCAGCAGGGCUGUGGUUCUGUAUCAAAAAUAUCAAUGAUGAAAGAGUCUUUGUCGCUCUGUAUGCAAUCAGUGCUGUUUACUUUGCUGGUGUGAUGGUUCGUCUGAUGUUGACUUUGACUCCAGUGGUCUGUAUGCUGUCAGCAAUUGCUUUCUCCAAUGUGUUUGAGCACUAUUUGGGUGAUGAUAUGAAGAGGGAAAAUCCACCAAUAGAAGACAGCAGUGAUGAGGAUGACAAAAGAAACCCAGGCAACCUGUAUGACAAGGCAGGUAAAGUGAGGAAACACGUAUCUGAACAGGAAAAAACAGAAGAAGGACUGGGUCCCAACAUCAAGAGUAUUGUUACUAUGUUGAUGCUGAUGUUGUUGAUGAUGUUUGCUGUCCACUGCACUUGGGUAACUAGCAAUGCAUACUCCAGUCCUAGUGUUGUUCUGGCUUCAUACAAUCAUGAUGGCACUCGGAACAUCCUGGAUGAUUUCAGAGAGGCAUACUAUUGGCUAAGACAAAAUACAGAUGAACAUGCUCGAGUAAUGUCUUGGUGGGACUAUGGCUAUCAGAUAGCAGGAAUGGCCAAUCGGACUACUUUAGUUGAUAACAAUACCUGGAACAACAGCCACAUAGCCCUGGUGGGAAAAGCAAUGUCAUCAAAUGAGACAGCAGCAUAUGAGAUCAUGAGGAGUCUGGAUGUGGAUUAUGUUUUAAUUAUUUUUGGAGGUGUGAUUGGCUACUCUGGUGAUGAUAUCAACAAGUUCUUGUGGAUGGUGAGAAUAGCAGAGGGCGAGCAUCCCAAAGAUAUCCGGGAAAGUGACUACUUCACUCCACAGGGAGAGUUCCGCGUAGACAAGGCAGGUUCUCCAACGUUGCUGAACUGCCUCAUGUAUAAAAUGUCCUAUUACAGAUUUGGAGAAAUGCAGCUGGAUUUUCGGACACCACCAGGAUUUGAUCGCACACGCAAUGCUGAGAUCGGCAACAAGGACAUUAAAUUCAAACAUUUGGAGGAAGCCUUUACAUCAGAGCAUUGGCUUGUAAGAAUAUACAAAGUGAAAGAACUAGACAACAGAGAGACAUUGGACCAUAAACCUAGAGUAACCAACAUUUUACCAAAACAGAAGUAUUUGUCAAAGAAGACUGCCAAAAGGAAGCGGGGCUACAUUAAGAAUAAACUAAUUUUAAAGAGAGGCAAGAGACCCAACAGGAAGACAGUUUAAAUACACUGUUCUGAUUGCUAAUACGAAGCAGUUGUCCUUGAGAUAACCAGUCUUUGCCUUUAGCUCAAGUCAUGUUUCACAGCAACAUGAGGGUACAGAACCAUCAUUGGUCCAGAUUAUUGUACAAAAUUUUCAGGCAAUGUCUGAUUUAAAAAAUGUUGGCUUAUUGAGAACAGCUGUUUUAGAUUUGUAAUGUGAAGCAAGACAGAGCUGCUGUCCAAGUCUAGCAGCAGAUUUUUUUUCUUGGUACAUAUUAUCCUUCAAAUCUGUUGAGAAUUUGGACUGAUUGCACCAAAGAGCCCUCGAAUUUGGUCCUUGGCACAUGCAUACUUGUCAAUUUUUUUUUUUUAAACAACAUACUUCAGCUGAAUAAGCAAUAUGUAAUGUAAACUGGAAUGGUGAAAUCUGUAAAGUGACUAGUUUUUCCAAGCUGUUGAUUUUUUUAAAACAAUUAAAAGACUAUGUACAUCUUUGUAAUUCAGCUCUUAGAAAACACAGAUUACUCUCCCUUCUAGUAUUUAUUUACAUGGGUUCAUUAAAUGUACUUUUUCUAUUGCUGUAAAUUCUUUGGUCUGGACUAUAAGAGGCAAGCUACAUUUUCACAAAUGAUAACUGGACAUAUUACAGUACUUGGAUGAUAAGUUUAAAUUGAACAGGCUGCUUUUGUUUAAAAAACAAUUGCAGUAUUUGCUGCCUUACACAGCACAAAUCUUGUAUAAUGUAGAUAUAAGGGCUAAAUUUGUAUCCUUCUGAAAAUCUGAAGCAACAUUAAUGAAUGCUACUGAGCACUACAACUGCUGGUGUUUCAGAACUAACAAACUAAUUUUGUGAAAUGUUUACAUGGUAAAACAAAUAUACCUUUUUUUAAAUUUAAAAAAAAGGUUGACAAGUAUACAAAAUCCCCUUUCUGUGGCUGUUCGGAGAGAUAGAGGGUUUAUAAACCCCAACCUACCUUUUUUUGUGAGGGCAGGUGAGGGGGUUUGUUUUUUGGAAAGGAUUGUGUUUUUUCUCUGCAUUUUUAUUUAGAGUGCUUAAUCAGUUGAUGAAACUUCUGCUUUAGUGCUAUUUGCUUUCUUUUAUUUUUUUUUAAAGUGACAAUUGUCAAAUUAAAUGCACUAAAAUAUAAAUGGAGAUUGAACAUGUUCACUUUCCAGCUAUAGGAAACUUUAUACAGACUUGAAAAUUUUCUUGUUCUUUUAAUAAAGUGAAAGAGAGGGUUUUUGCUGUUUAUUUUCCUGCCACAGGAUGCAACUCAUUUUUAUAUAAGCAAAUCUAAUUUACACCAGAAGUAUUGGUGUAAAAUGCAGAAUAGUAUGUACCUUUCAUGAAGAAAAUGUAAAUUUACAAUAUUCAGUGAGAAUGUUACUGCUGAUUUUCCCAAGGUGUAGAAUAUUUUUUGAUUUAUAAACUCCUUUUUGACCUUAAUGGUUCUUUUACAGACCAAUACUACAGCUGCAACAUUUUCACAAAACUAAAAAUUCUGGAUUUCUGACCCUUUGCCCUUUUGAGAUUUCAUUUUACUUUGUUGCUUUAAAGCUCAAUGCAGACCAGUUGUUAACUAUAGGGGAAAAUAAAGUUAAUUCAAGUUUUGUGUUAA
Molecule: messenger RNA, 4303 nt
Organism: Chrysemys picta bellii (western painted turtle)
Lineage: Eukaryota; Metazoa; Chordata; Testudines; Emydidae
Gene: STT3B
Product: STT3 oligosaccharyltransferase complex catalytic subunit B
Biological process (GO): post-translational protein modification
Cellular component (GO): membrane
Molecular function (GO): dolichyl-diphosphooligosaccharide-protein glycotransferase activity
Source: RefSeq, a predicted model, not a curated record